AUGCUCUCGACUCCGCCGGACGGAAUAUCGCCGCUGCUGUCAUCGGCCCCCCUCUCUGGAAGACCUCCGGAUCACGAACAAAUGCAGAUUGAAACGCAAGGUCAUGCUACGAAGGAUCCCGGCGUGACGUCUCUGGAAGGCGGUGUUACGCAGACAGCAGCUUUGACGACCGGCACGAACACUUUGAAUCCGAAGGUGGUUGGACAGGUCUCUUAUGCUGGAGCGGUGACGGGGGGGAGAAAUGUGCUCUCUCAACCCCUCUCGUCGAUUCAAUGGGUAGCGGUUGGAGAACACGAUCUGGUUCCAGGUGAUCACCUUGGGGAGCCGGCACUCAAGGUCUCGAACGGUUUCAAGGAACGUCUGUGUGCUCCGUGGCAGAAAACGCUGGUGGUCCGGCUCCUGGGUAGUAAAGUGGGUUUCAAUACUUUAUGCUCUCGGUUGCGGUCUCAGUGGCGCCCGGUAGGGACAAUGGAAGUCUUGGACCUUGACCAUGACUGUUUUCUGGUCAAGCUGGACAACGAGCAAGAUUACUUCAAGGCUCUCACCGAUGGCCCUUGGACGGUCUUCGAUCACUAUCUCAUGGUUCAACAAUGGACGCCGCAGUUCAAAGCGUCCGACCCCCUCCCGAAGAAGAUGAUCGUAUGGGUUCAGCUACCGGCGCUGAAGAUUCACUUCUAUCACAAGGAGGUUCUGAAUUCGAUCGGAAAUUUGAUUGGGCGCACUAUCAAGCUAGAUUAUCAUACCCUAAAUCAACAGCGAGCGAAGUUCGCCAGAAUUGCCGUAGAGGUGGAUCUAUCAAAGCCUCUGGUACCGAGGAUAUAUCUAGACGAGGAGUGGCAAAAGGUGGAAUACGAAAAUCUACCGGCAGUCUGUUUUGAGUGCGGCAGGAUCGGUCAUUCGGGUUCCAAAUGCCCACUACUGCACCAAUCGAUGAGCGAGGGACAGGUUACGGUGGUCGGCGUUACACCGGAAAAAAGCCAAUCGGAAGCGGCGCCGGAAUCUCAGGCCGGGUUCGGGCCUUGGAUGUUGGUUACUCGGAAGAGUCGGCGGCAUUCUCGGGAUGGUCAGCAAAAGGGGAAAGUGGAGACGGACGUUGGAGGGAAUCCUUCAGGAUACUCGGGCAGAAAUGGAAAGGGGGCAAACAAGCAAAAGGAAGGCGAGGAUUUUUCUCAAUCGCCCAGGACCUUAGUGCUGGACAAGAAAGGAAAUAACAACACUAAGAAAGGUGGUGAUGAGCAUGCAAGGCUAUCUCGGGCCCGAGGCCCAUAG
Molecule: messenger RNA, 1269 nt
Organism: Linum tenue
Lineage: Eukaryota; Viridiplantae; Streptophyta; Magnoliopsida; Malpighiales; Linaceae
Source: the annotation of a GenBank genome assembly